This is a messenger RNA of Cladophialophora immunda, 468 nucleotides long. RefSeq lists its product as uncharacterized. Lineage: Eukaryota; Fungi; Ascomycota; Eurotiomycetes; Chaetothyriales; Herpotrichiellaceae. The record is from RefSeq and is a predicted model, not a curated record. The transcript has a single exon. The coding region runs from base 1 to 468 and encodes 155 amino acids.
AUGGCAUCCAUUCAACGCCGCACAGCAAUUGCCUUUCUGGACACAUUCAAGGAUCUCGAUCUCGAGUCUAAUCUUGCUCUAAGGACGCCCGACUGCGUCCACACUAUCGCUCCUGCAACAUUGAACAUGAAGCCGAGUAUGUCAAACGAACAAUUCGCGGCGCACCUUUUGUCACUGAAGGAAAAGAUUUCAGCAAUCCCUGUCACUCCCAAGGAGAUAUUUGAGGGAGGCAAUCUUGUCACCAUCUGGGCAACGAGUAAGACGACGUUUCGCGAGGAAGGAAAGGAUGAGGACUUAACGGUUGACUGGAGCUACGACGGAGAAUACAUCUUCGUCUUCACCUUCAAUCAAGCCGGCGACAAAAUUCAGUAUAUUCUUGAGUUUCUCGACAGCAAAAAGGUGGACAAGGCACGAGGAUUGCUAGAGCGCGCUGGGGGUAACUUGGCAGCAAGGAAAGAGAACAAGUAG